Messenger RNA from Dreissena polymorpha, 3463 nucleotides. RefSeq lists its product as uncharacterized. The transcript has 2 exons. The record is from RefSeq and is a predicted model, not a curated record. Lineage: Eukaryota; Metazoa; Mollusca; Bivalvia; Myida; Dreissenidae. Gene Ontology annotation, biological process: G protein-coupled receptor signaling pathway. The coding region runs from base 457 to 2325 and encodes 622 amino acids.
GUCGGUCCAACAGCAGCCAGCAUGAGGCAGGCUACACUACACUGAAUAUCUGCCAAUACUGUUGCAUGCAAGCUCUCCUCUCAUCUCCCACUGAGAUGCAGUGACAAAUCAGUGAUCGGCAAAUAUUUCAAGAUCACAAAAUAAUCAACAGAUUUUAGGAAGAACAGGUUGGCGGGAACAGAGAGAACAAAUGGAUUCAAAAAUUUGAAAAAUGGAACUGACACCAGAUUAAGAGGAUUUUUUUGGAAAAUAAAUAUUUAUGUGGAAGCGUACAAUUAAGGGACUGGAAAUAAAUUAUGUCGACAUGCAGAGAAAAUAAGAACUCUUGCCACGCAAGCUGUUGAUACUAAAAGAUGCUAUUGUAUGGUGGACAAGCUGUAAAUGACAAGUAUAAUUGUUUGGUGAUUGAUACAUCCAGGAUUUAUACCCUUUAAUCCUCCACACCUGGCAGUCACCAUGGCAACAGAUUCACCUAGCAACAGCAGUGGCCUUGACCUUUCCAGCAGUGCCAGCAACAAGGAGAUCAAACUGUACUCCAUCGUGCUGUCUACGACCAUGUUGGUGCUCUCCAUACUGUUUGGGGGUGGCGGAUGUAUUACUGUACUGAUUGCCAUAUUUUUUCGACGUUUACAUCGAAAGCUGCGCUAUAUUCUCAUAGGGAUACUCUUGGUUGUGUGCAGUGCAUUCGACUUUAUCUGGUGUCCCAUUGAAAUAGCCAGGCUCCUGCUUCAUCAAAGGAACGCCUUGAGUGGAAAUGAGAUUUCCAUUCAAACUGUCAGUAGUCUGAACUACACCAGCAGUGCAAUGUAUGUUUUAUUACUGUGCGCUCUUGCCACAAUUAUUGUGAUGAUAUGCAUACAAAAUUUAUUGAAAGUUGUCAGGAAAUAUGAUGCCAUUCCAAAGGUCAAGCUUGGUAUUAUUUUGCUUUUGAUAUGGCUGAUCACAUGUAUUGCUUUGACUGUUACAUAUGUUCUUAUAACCAUGGAUGAAAAACUUCAAAGUGAGAGUCUCUCCUCAAGCAAAGCAUUCCAUUUCAAACUGGGAGUUCAGAUAGUUUGGUUUAUCCUCAUGAUAUUGCUGGUAUCUAUCAUGCUAGCCAUACACCUACACACAAAAGUCUGGAGAGAACGCAUGGUUACAGAAAUAUCAAACUUGCAUUCCAAUGAAAACUUCACUGUACCUUCCCUGAUCGUGAAAAGUGUGGAAGAGAUAGAUGAAGAAGACAUAGAGGAAAGUUCAGUAGCACUACCAUCGCCAGACAUUGUGAAGGACUCUCCUGGCAACGGAUCGCCAACCUCGAGGUGCUCAAAGAGUGCCCUGAAGAAGCGCAGUGCGUCACCAUCGUCACAGAAGGUGCUGUUUGCAGAUACACCUAGCCCCACAAGAGACGCACCAAGUCCUAAGUUCGGAGAACGGCUUAAGAAGUCUCAAAACCACCUUGAUGUCAACAUGGCUGCAAUUCUUGGUCGCAGGAGGCAUACAAUAGCACAAAUAACUGACCCACAGCUUGAUCACUUACAGAAAGCUAAAAACUACAAUUAUGUCAGGAAGUUUUCAGUUGAUAUAUCAGCUUUGCAAGCCCAGCUUGAGAAUCCUAAAAUACACAACAGCUUUCCAUUCCAUUCCCAGCAAGAUAUUAAAAACACAGAUAAAGAGAGUACCGAAAGGCCAAUCAGUUUUGGUUCUCAGCAGAAGUGCAACAGAAGAAGCAGGGACGAGAUGUUGACAAGUCAGGAAAUAAAAGAGGAACCGGAAAACGAAUUUGAUCACAAUGAGGAAGAGACUGGACAGAACCCCAGAAGACCUGAAAACUUCCCUGAGCCGUCAGUCCCCUCGGUUCCAUCACCAUGUGCAAGUGUGAGGUCGAUGCUCUCUGCAAGGGAUUCUAUCUGUCCAACACCUCCUAUGAUUAGUCUCACCCCGAUAAAUGGUGAGGAAAAGCACAUAGACAUUAACAGCGUGGAAGAAAAUGACAUUGAGGAUUCCAACCUUUCGAGCCAGUAUGCCGCCGAAAGACUGCAUAAACCUUGCAAGCUUUCCUGUCUUUUAGUGUUAACCUUUGUAUUAAGUAUUUUGCCCAUGUUUAUAACAGAAAUUCUCUGGGAUUUAUGUCUCUCCAAUGCGGCUUAUCUGAACACAGCUACGUGCAUGACAGCAAUAUCCAUGGCCCAGACUAUGAUUUUCCCGCAAGUAAUAUUCUGCGUUGACGCCAGUAUUAAUAAAGCCGUUCACAUUUCCUUUGUCACAGCCCGCCUGUUUAUACUUGGAUUAGUACAUAAGAAAGAACAUGUACCCACUAAUGAUAUUUCAGAUACAGAAGUCUGACUAUAUUUUGGACCUGCUAUUAGGCUACACAUUUUUCAUGGGGAUGAUUAAUUUAGAGCAAUGUUUUUAUUUAACUAUAUAGUAAGGUUGAAAUCUGAUGCAUGGAAAUAUAUUAGCAGACAGUAGCACUUAUAAAAUCUGUUAGUAAUGGCACUUUACUAUGCAUGAUUGGCCUAUCUUCAUUUGUGAUUAUAUAAAAAUUAGCUGCAAAAAUUAUGUGAGCCAAAUUAACAAAAGAUUUUAAUACAUUAUUGUAUUACAGAGCCUGAAAGUAUCCUUAUAACUUUAAUGAAAACACUUGUUCAACUGUUAUUUAAUUUAUUGUACUUCUUUAUGAGUCACUGAAUAUUUGUGAAAUAAGGAUUAAUCCAUUUUAGUGUGUGCAACUCAUUCAAUGUUGUCAUUAUCUUCUUUCUCAGAUUUGGCCAAACUAUUGUUUAUCUCCUAGUACAUCUCACUGGGAACAUUUCAUCCAAGAUAUUAUCACUAUUUUUUUACAUGAUGGAUUGUUAACAUCCUUAGAAAUAGUUUAUUUUAGACUCUGAUAUCUAAUAUAUACUUUUCACAUCAUUACAAGAGCUAACAAUAUGUUGUCUGAGACCCAUUACUGCAGAAUGGUAAUUUGCUCAAUACUAUAGAUUCCUAGCCAUGGCCUACAGCUGACAUUUUAGAUGUAGUACAUCAUUUGACAAAUUUUGUUCACAAGCGCAAACAUAUAUGAUACCAUCAGGUGUUGACACAUUUUUUUUAAUUGAUAAAUUAAAGAAAUUUUUCUUUAACUAAGAAUUCAAAUGUUUAAUAUUCUUUCUUUCAAAACAGACACAUUUUAAUUGUCCAUCUUAAUUUUAAUAAUAAAAUUUAUUAUUUUACUAUUCAAUACAUUUUAAUCAAUUAGAUAUGGUAAGAUGAGAUUUAUAUGGCAAAAAUAGUGAGAUAAUUUGGCUAACACAUUUUGCGGGAGUCACAUUAGGAGGGAGUCGCAUUUGAUGGAAGUCACAUUUGAUGGGAGUCAUAUUUGAUGGGGUCACAUUUGAUGGGAGUCACAUUUGAUGGGAGUCACAUUUGAUGGAAGUCACAUUUGAUGGGAGUAACAUUUGAUGGGAGUCACAUUUUAUGGGCGUCAUAUUUGAUGGGAGUC